AUACACACAAGACGCUCCCUACCAAACGGAACGAUUUAAACGCGCCCUUCGGUCGGCUUGGAUGUACUGGGGUCGUGGGCUUCGCGAACGUCAUAUCGACGCAGCUUUUGACAUGCUCGCAUUUAGCCGCAUUUGCGACGGGGACGUCACUUUUCUUAGCUCACACUCAGAUUCGCGGGACAUAUCUGUAAAAGGCGAGGGUCGUUUGUGUUCACUGUGCUUGCGAACCUCGGAUGUCAUUUCAGUACACAAUCGCCAAAGGGCACGCAGCUAGCGUGGCGCCUAAAGACAGCUGGUGACGGUUGAAGUCGGCCUUGAUCACGCAAAAAACAAGAAAGUUGUUCGUGUUGUCAGACUAUGCCCCUUCCGGAGCCGUGGAAAUUUAAUCUGAUUUGCAGUAUGUGCACGUAGUGAUUAUUUUUUGUAAACAACAGAUGUGAAAUUAGCUCGUAAAACCAAGUCAGAUUCCAAUUUUUUUAACUGCAAUUGUACGUUGCCAUUCAGUUAGUCUUGUCGGCCGCGAUUUACCCGAUCAUAGGAGAAGAGACGGAGUAAAAAACCAGGAUAUAUCCGCGUCAAUUCCAAAAUUAGAAGAUUAAGACAUCGUGUGCCAUUUAUGACGAUGCGAGUAAAUGAGUUCGGAUUUUUGCGUCGGGGAAGCUAAUCGGUAACAUGCGAACUCACUAGGGUCGCGCUGGAAAGAAGAAAAGGAAACUUGGAUGGCCAUGAGGUCAGAAGGCGGCGACGUCGCCGCGGUUGGCAUUAAUAACCAUGCAGACGUUGAGCGCGAGCUUUGGUCGCAUGGUGUGCGUGACAAAUCCGUCGAUGGCGCGGUAGACGGCGGUGCAAAUCCCCAAGACAAAUGUCAUCCAGAAAGUGGCUGCACCGGUUGUCCUGCCGAUAACCAGGAUGUGGCUCUUACAGAUGACUCGGACGCGGUCGAUCCAAAGUGGAAGCGAUUCUCCGAGUGGAUGCAUUGCGUGUGCCUAGUAACAUUUGAUCUCGAGUUGGGCCAGGUCAUGGAGCUGAUUUAUCCAAAACACGUGACCUUGUCGGAGCAGGAGAAGACAAAUCUAUGCUAUUUAGCCUUUCCUGAUUCCAAUUCCGGUUGCAUGGGUGAUACCCAAUUCCAUAUUCGUCUACGAGUAGCUCCGUGCACUGGUGACACGCUUCUCAACGCCACUCAACGUCAAUUCAACACGCAAUGCAUACCGGUUCAACGCGUUGAUCCUGGGCACUACUGGGGAUUUGUUUACUUUCGUCAGACGAAGGAUACAUCGCUUCCUCGCGGAUACUUUCAGAAGAGUUUUAUCAUAAUGACGAGGCUUCCAUUUUUCAACCUAUUCUACGAAAUGUGUUCGCUGUUAGCUCCAGAAUAUUUCCGUGAGGGUAUCAGCGUCUUAGAGCGAGCGUGUGAUCAAAUAUGCCAGUGGCCGUCGUUACAAGCCGGUCAAUCAUUGUCCUUACCGCUGUUAAGAACAGUAUAUCAGACAGUUCUAUCAAAAAAUUCUAGUAAAUUCCAUUGUACAUUUUCGGUGCCCACUAGUAGUAGCAGUAGCCGUAAUAACAGUAAGAACGCUUCGGAUGAUGAUUUAGCAGGAUGUUGUGAAUCAAAUGAAAAUCGAAGUGAAAAGACUGAUGCCACAGCAAGUGUACAUGGCCCGUCCCUGCCUCCACAGGUGUUAACUUCCGUUCAUGAAAUCGAAAUAUUUCGAAGUCUGUUUAGCGUUAUAACGCAGAUUCAUUUGCUUUGGGAGUUGGUGCUUAUUGGUGAGCCCAUUGUAGUAAUGGGCACCUCACCAGAUGAUUGCUCAUACAUGGUGCAGUCACUUAUCUCGUUGAUUGCACCCCUUGCAUAUUGUGCGGAAUCUCGUCCAUAUUUCACUAUACAUGAUAGUGAAUUUAAGGAAUUUACACAACGACCCGAAGGCCCGCCGCCCAUUAUCAUUGGCGUGACAAACCCAUUCUUCAACAAGCCUCUGCAGAAUUGGCCACACAUCAUCCGGUUGCAUGGACAACAGUUGCAACAGUCCUCCUCGCCAGUUGGCUUACUUACUGGCACCCUAGUCGGAGUCGGAGAUGGCAGUAAUAUUGUCACGACCGCUACCGCCGGUGGUGCAAGUAAAAACUCAUCAACUGGAUCAAAGCUCCGUAAAAUCAAAUCAUUUAGCGGCUCUAAAUCGACCGAUUGUUCGCCUGGAGUCUACACUAAAUAUAAACCGUUCUUACAAAAGGACAAAUCUGUUAUAAAGAAAAUCCUACACGGCGUUAAAACGAAGAGACCGGCAUCAGUUCAGUCCGCGCUACUUAGGCGGUAUCUGUUGGAGUUAACUCAGAGUUUCAUGAUACCAUUGGAACGGUAUAUGGCAUCGUUGAUGCCCUUGCAGAAAGAUAUUAGUCCAUUUAAGGCAGCUCCUAACCCCAAUCAAUUCAAACAAGACGAUUUCUUAUCUAAGCUGGAGCAAGCUGGGCCGCAUCUAACAUCGCCACUGAAAGGUGACUGGGAAGGUCUAUAUAAAAGAUUUUUCCGUUCGCCAAAUUUUAAAGGAUGGUAUGAAAUGCGGGAAUUGGAAUUGCGACAAACCCUCCAAGCACUUCAACUCCAAGCACUUUCCGAUGCGGAUCUGAACCUUUGGGCUCAAGGAAAACACGAAGUUGAAAUUGUGGAUAUGAUACUUAAACUAAAACAAAAACUUCAAUUGUACAGUAAUCCGGAUGGGUGCCAAUGUAGUGGUGGUCAUAAAUGCAGCAGUAAUGGAAGCAUCGGGAACAGUGGGACUAGUUCAACCAGUGGGGUUUGUAACGAUCCCAAUAGGCAUUUAAUUGAUAGUCUGCUCUCAUCGAACCAUGCUCUUAAAAUUUCAAUACGUAAGCAACUCAUGCAGCAUUUGGAAAGCAUGACACAGACACUACCGGACGAUCUUAGAACAAUUUUAAAAGAUACCUGAAUGUUCUUAUCAUAUUAUUUUUAAUAUAUAGUAAGCUGUUCUGACGUGUAUAUAGGAGAAUAUUUCGAGACGGAAGAUAGGGAUAUCGCUGUUACUUGCUCGUAAUUAAUAUCAAAGCAUCUGACCAGUUCAAAUUCAGUUCUUCAAAAUGAAACAAAAUUGACAUAAAGUGAACAGAAUUAAUGUAAAGCCAAGAAAACGAAUCAAACGAGAGAUCUCUAGAGAUACUAAUGGAGCAAUUCAAUGAAAUUCUAUUGAUAAACGGACAAAAAUCCUAAAUCCAUCUAAA
Molecule: messenger RNA, 3237 nt
Organism: Hermetia illucens (black soldier fly)
Lineage: Eukaryota; Metazoa; Arthropoda; Insecta; Diptera; Stratiomyidae
Product: protein DENND6B
Exons: 4
Coding region: 720-2948 (742 amino acids)
Cellular component (GO): recycling endosome
Molecular function (GO): guanyl-nucleotide exchange factor activity
Source: RefSeq, a predicted model, not a curated record